Messenger RNA from Funneliformis geosporum, 148 nucleotides. The record is from the annotation of a GenBank genome assembly. NCBI's taxonomy places the organism in Eukaryota, Fungi, Glomeromycota, Glomeromycetes, Glomerales, Glomeraceae.
GAUAUGCAUUGAGAAAAAGCUUCUGCUGACCAUGCCGAAUACAUGCCCAUUUCCUGAUUGUGGAAAAAAUGUUGAUAUCAUAGAACCAUUUCCUACUAAUCAGGAGUCACCAUCCCAAUCAAGUGAACUUAACCAACAGGAUGAAUGA